GCGCCAGCUAUGUACACUAGUUCUAGUCUAGGUAAAAGCAGCCCAAGACUCCACUACUAGAAUUUCAAAGUGGAGUCAUAGAGAUUUUCGGAAUAAAAAAAUGCUGACGAUUAAUUCAUCAAAUACUUCUGAUCAUGAAGGCCCAGACGAUCAACAGAUACCUUGGACCUUGUGGCUACGAGGAGUCAUUGGUGUAAUUACGGUACUCGGAAACCUUUUGGUAAUCCUGCUUAUCCUAACCCGUCCUUCUCUUCGUACAACACCGAAUUGGUUCGUACUCUCCCUGGCCGUCGCUGACUUUCUUGUCGGGCUCGUAAUUAUUUCAAUAGCGCUGGUUUUCAUCUUUUUAUAUCCCUUCAAGGGCUAUGGAGUGUACUUUGUGCUUGCCAUCCAUGACUUUGUUCUUUAUGCAUCAACAAGCAACCUUUGUGCGUUGACUUUAAAUCGUUACAUACGUAUAGUCCAUCCUCUGAAGCAGAAUCUCUUGCGAAAGAAGUCCAACGUAGUCAUGCUUUUGGCAUUUUCUUGGACUGUAGCUUUUCUUCUUCCCUUUAUUCUUCUCGUACUGAGAAUUUUUAUCCAGGACUCUAAAGUAAUACGAAGCUACAGCACAUUUCUCCUUUGUUUGGACACCUUUCCUUGCGUCUUUUUGCCAGUAGCCUACUGUCGGGUCUUAUGUGUCGUCCAACAUCAGCGAGCACAAAUAACAAGACAGAUGAGUCAGCUACGACAUAACUACCCCGUGAACAGCAACGAAAGAGAAAUGUGUGAGAAUAAUAAGAGAUCUGCCAAUGUCCUUGGAGGAGUGAUUGCUUUCUUUGUUAUCACCAAUGUGCUUUAUACAGUCGGUGCAUGGCUACAUUUUCUAGGCAUUCCAACUCAAAACUCUACAUUAAGCAGGAUUUCCCUUCUAUUACUCAACACUAACUCCGUUAAUAAUAUUUUUGUUUACGGUUUAUUCAAGAAGGAUUUCCGUGAAGAAAUGGCCAAAGUUUUCUGUCGUAAGCUUGGCAAUAGAGUUGGCUCCACCCGCAGCUUCGGAUCGCCCACCAAGAGGAUCAUGGAAAUGUAAAACACUAAACCUCUUUUUCAGUCCUCUUGUUGUUCUUCUUAUGAUCAGGACUUUGUCGUCGUCCUCCUCCCCAUCCCCCUCCUCCUUCUUCUUCUAUUUUCUUUUUUUCUCUUCUUUAUUAAUUGGUUCAUAGUCUCUCUCUCUC
Messenger RNA from Actinia tenebrosa (Australian red waratah sea anemone), 1217 nucleotides. Its product is annotated as beta-2 adrenergic receptor-like. Gene Ontology annotation, cellular component: membrane. Gene Ontology annotation, biological process: G protein-coupled receptor signaling pathway. Gene Ontology annotation, molecular function: G protein-coupled receptor activity. The record is from RefSeq and is a predicted model, not a curated record. NCBI's taxonomy places the organism in Eukaryota, Metazoa, Cnidaria, Anthozoa, Actiniaria, Actiniidae.